This is a messenger RNA of Saprolegnia diclina VS20, 3322 nucleotides long. RefSeq lists its product as hypothetical. The transcript has 9 exons. Bases 32 to 3322 code for a protein of 1096 amino acids. Lineage: Eukaryota; Oomycota; Saprolegniomycetes; Saprolegniales; Saprolegniaceae. The record is from RefSeq and is a predicted model, not a curated record.
GUCCAAGGAACAGACGGGACAACACUCGAAGAUGGCGGCCUGCUUCUCGAGCAGCAGCCUUCCGUGCACCAAGGCCGACUGGCCGGCGUGCGGCUACGCGUUCGUCAGCGACGCGCCGUUCGCCGUCCUGAGUGUUUUCUGGCUCGGCUACGGUCUCGCUCACCUUCGCCGCCUUGGCUCGGCCGGCUCGUUCUUGCACUUUGACGUCGACGCCAUCCACGACCCGGUCGCGCAAGGCAUAGCGAUUGCGCUGGCGCAGCGUAAGUCGGGUUCUCAUCGACGCAUCCAGCUGCAGCGGUACUUGAAGCUGCUCGGCAUGUGGGCCGAGUGGCCGUCGUACACGUACACGCCGCUUGCGAUUGGGCUCAAAGCCACGGGCGCCAACGGCCUCGUGAACCCCAACCUCUUUACCUUCAACGUCUACAGCGAGGUACUCAACAUCACGGCGGCAGUUCUCAGCGGCAGCCUCCUUCUGCUCCUCCGGCACUGGCGACGCGUUCAGCACGAGCCCCUCUUGCGCCGGUUUGGGUACCCGCUCGUGUUUGAUGUGCUCUACAUUCCGCUCAUUUCAACGUGUACACGGCUCGCAACGUGCCCCGCGGGGUACGUGCACUUGUCGCUUCCGGGCGGCGCGACGUGCGACUGCCUCGACCGCUUUGGCAUCUUUUGGAGCGUUGGGUUUGUGGGCUUUUUGCUCUUGUACAGCAGCGCGCUCCAUUACAAAAUGUACAUUGAGCCGACGGGGACGACGAUGGAAUUUCGCUUUCAGCGCGGGUUCCAAGUCAUCAUGGUCAUGGCCCGCACACUCAAUCCGCUCAUGUCGAUGCGCGCCAACGACAGCGACUUGAAGCAAACCUCUGCGAUUCCCGUGGUGGCCAUGAUCGUGUUUCUCGCGUGCGUGCUGUUUCUCCUCGUGUAUUCGUACAAAACGCAACCCUGCAUUGGCAGCGGCCGCAUCCCCAACAACAUUCGCGUGCUCUCGUUUGCGAGCUCGCUCUACACUGCGUGCAGUGUUCUGUGCGUCCUGGCCGAGAACGGCGACGACAAUGCGCUCUACUGGAGCCUACUGCCGCUUCCACUCGUGUGGCUCACCGCCUGGAAAAUCAACGGGCGCCGCGCGACGCAAUACCACAUUCCUCAUCUCACCAUACUGGAGCUCCUCCAAAUGCCAUCCCCCCAAAGCAAGCUCGUGGGAACGAUUGCAGCUCUGCAUGUGGACGCAGCCAAAGUCCGACAUCGCGACCACGACGCCAUCAUAUCGCAGCUCCUCAAGAUCGCCAAGCUAGCACGGUCCGGCGAGCUCCUUUGCCGUGCGUAUGCCAUUCGAAUACUGUGGUUUUGCCACAUUGAGAAUUUUCGAAAAACCAAAACUUGCGUGGGCGAGUUAACGCCCGAGACCGCCGUGCCCUCCAAGCUCUGGUGCAAAGACCGGGCGAUCCCGAUGCGACUCGCCAAGGCCAAGUCCACCACGUCCUUCUUUCCGCUUCAGGACCCGACCGCGUCGUCCCGGAAGCGUGUCAAGAUCCACCGUGUCUCGACCAUCACGAUCCCGACAAAGGUCGACGACGAGCCCGAGGAGCCUACCACAGCAUCGGCCCAGAGCCCUCGGAAAUGGUUCAUCGGGGGGUCCCAUCGAUCGUCCAAGCACAGCUACCGGGUCUCCACGCUAAAGACCGCACCGACCGAAGCCUACCAUGUUGUAUGCAUUCGUGAUAAACACUGGAUCUCGCGCGUCGAGGAGCCGGCCGCUGCACACUUCCACUGCGUCAGUUUGUACCACAUGGCGCUCGAGGCGCUCGCGCAGAGCUGUGCGCAGAGCGACGUGCGCGCGAUGCACCAGGUGGCGCGUUUGCUUCUCGAGUGGUACAACGCACGGUACCUUCGCCUCAACGGUACGAUCCUCACGCACAUGCUCUCGACGUUGUGUGCGACGAAUGACGUCAAGCUCGUGACCGACGCGACGUUGACCUUGCUCAAGGUCUUUGGCGACGGCGUUGUGCCCUACGACCUCUGGCUUCGCAAUGCGUCCUAUCUCAAUCACUUUCUCCUGGUCUUCCAGCAGCCGUACGCGCCAACGAUUCUCCGAGCCGCGACGCUCCUACAGCAUGUUUUGGCGCUCGGCGAGGCGGACGAGAAAACGAACCUCUUUCAGCUCCUGACGCCCGAGUCGAUGCGCUUGAUUCACGCCGCGCUCUACAAAUGGCACGACGACUACGCUAUCAGCGAGCGCCUCGAGGCGAUCUGUGACAGCUUGUACAACAUUGAGCUGCACAUGCACGCGCACCGGCUGCAGGAGCAGCUGCGGCGCAAGUCGCUGGCGCAGACCAAGAUAAACACGAAUGUGCUUUCGUGGGUCCAGCAGCAGCACAAGGCAAUGGUCACCGCCAUCCACCGGUCCGCCGAGUCGAUGGUCACUGCUGUCUCGAUGCGGAUCGCGCAAAGCGUGCGCGAGUUUCGCAGCUCGGGGUCCUCGAUUCUCUCGCGCCGGUCGCAUAUGUCGCACCGGUCGGUCCGACUCAAAAGCGCCAACUUGUCGUUGAUUCGUUCUUCGUCUCGCCGGUCAAGUCUGCUCACGGGGACGUCGAGCUUUUCGCAGCUCCCGCUUCCGGUGCCGUCGCACCGCUCGACGGGACGGUUUCAGUCGUCGACGGGCGCGUCGUUCAAGGAGCCCGCCGACUCGAUCCCGUCGGCACACGAGAGCAAUCUAGCGUCCACAAACAGCCGCAUCAACUCGCAGCAAACCUUGCGCGAUGUCGAACCGCGACACGCUUUUCUCGAGGAUGGGGCGAAAAUAGUGAUUGCGACCGAAUCGGCCGACGUUGUCCCGUUCCACGCCCCCGAAACCGAGGGGCCGCCCCCCGAGGCCCCGCCAAUGCCACGUCCAAAACGGAUGCCGGCCCGCACGCAACGGCUUGCGACGGCGCAGCCAUUUGUGUUUGUGACCGUCGCACUCUUGAGUGAGCUGGAUCGGCGGCAGUCGCUUCGCGCCCAGUUCCAAGAGCUUUUGUGGGAAGCCAAGGAAGGGUACGAGAUGGCCGUGCAGCACCCGACCAACGCCGAGUGGUUUGCCGCUCAAUUGCGCCAGUCGCCAGUCGCAGGCAGUCCGCAAAAGCGUCGGCAGCGACAUGGCAACCAUGAUAUUUUGGACAAGUUUUCCAGAGUUCUCGAGCUCUACACGUUUGCCGAGAACUGUGCGAUGGAAGAUUUCGUCCAUUCCGGUUUGGACAUUCGUCUGCGCGCUUUCUUUGACGACCACGUCGCACCUUUUUGCGCGCUUGUCGCACCCGCCUCGACCAAGACAACGUCGCGCUGGUGGUCUUAA